This is a messenger RNA of Halichondria panicea, 737 nucleotides long. RefSeq names its product protein fem-1 homolog A-like. The coding region runs from base 235 to 657 and encodes 140 amino acids. The transcript is spliced from 4 exons. Gene Ontology annotation, molecular function: protein binding. Lineage: Eukaryota; Metazoa; Porifera; Demospongiae; Suberitida; Halichondriidae. The record is from RefSeq and is a predicted model, not a curated record.
GGUUUUGAGGUCUGACUGCAAGCCGUUAGACAAUGGUGGCCUCUUGAAAAAGUGCAGUAGUGCCAUAAAAAUCCGAACAAUUAAUACCUUUUCUCCAUUUUUUCCUAAGUUGCAGUUUUACGUUAUGCAUUGUAGCUAGCUCUGUAGAGUCUUCUGUUGAUACAAGAGAGAGAGCGAAGAUUUGUGGCUAUGUUUGAACUAAAUCUGUUCCAAUAGUUGAUUGUUUGGCCUGUCAUGACCACUCCGCCGAGGAGGCUUUUUGCUGAUCGGGAAGGUGAGAGUGCUCUGUCAGUGAGUGCAUUCUAUGGCUGGCUAGACUGUGUCAAGCGUCUUGUGGAAACUGUGGGCCUCAAUCCUAAAGUUGCAGUGAAUCAGGCUGGAGACACUCCUCUCUCCCUUGAGUGUUCCCGUGGUGACCUGGAGAUGAUCAAGGCUCUCAUCAACAAGCAUGUUGAUCCAAAUAAGCCAGUCAACAAGGCUGGUGACACCCCACUCUCUCUGGCCUGUGCUAAUGGCCACUUGGACACAGUCAAGUAUCUUGUGAACCAGCAUCAUUGUGAUCCUAAAAGUAAGUAUUGGUACAUACUUAUGGUACAUCAAUUGCUGCAUCACUCAGUACACUCGUACAUGUACAGGUACAGUCAACAAUGCUGGUGACACCCCACUCUCUCUGGCCUGUGCUAAUGGCCACUUGGACACAGUCAAGUACCUUGUGAACCAGCAUCAUUGUGAUCCUA